Messenger RNA from Sinocyclocheilus rhinocerous, 1761 nucleotides. RefSeq names its product fibroblast growth factor 18a (gene fgf18a). Lineage: Eukaryota; Metazoa; Chordata; Actinopteri; Cypriniformes; Cyprinidae. The transcript is spliced from 5 exons. Gene Ontology annotation, molecular function: growth factor activity. The record is from RefSeq and is a predicted model, not a curated record. The coding region runs from base 384 to 1010 and encodes 208 amino acids.
UUCGGCAGGAAAAGUUACGCUCGGACUGCUUGGAAAACACUGGGCACGAACCUUUUGCUGGCUGUCGAAAAGUUUUUAUGAGCGGAAACGACGCAUAGGUGUGGGUCGCGUUUGAACUUCGCUUCACCUGUUCCUCAGACUCCGGAGGUUUAAGCUUCGCCCCGCCUCCUGCCCGUUACCGACCGUGCACCGCGACCAUCCGCUCACACCCCGCUGACCCCUUGCCGCAUGUUGACGGUGAAAAGAUGCAGUCCACCGGCGAUAGCGGGAAUAUCCGCGGACCCUGCAUUCAAACGGAUUAAACAAACCGGACAGACGUGAAGCUGUGACCCUGAGAGCCGUUUCGCAAUCGCGCACGGAGCCACACGGACGCGGAGGAAGCGAUGUGGGCCUUUCUCUCCACGGUGGCUGUCUUGUAUAUCCAGAUGAUGCUGGUCAUGUGCAAUCCUCUACAGGUGUUUGGAGUGGACGGGGUGAAUUUCAGCGUGCACGUGGAGAAUCAGACUCGUGCACGAGACGCCAUGAGCCGGCGACAUCAUCGCGUGUACCAGCUUUACAGCCGCACCAGUGGGAAACACGUCCAGGUGCUCGGACGCAAAAUCAGCGCCCGAGGAGAGGACGGAGACAAAUAUGCCCAGCUCGUAGUGGAGGCAGACACCUUCGGCAGCCAGGUGCGAAUCCGAGGGAAGGAAACCAAUUAUUACCUGUGUAUGAACCGCAGAGGGAAACUCGUAGGCAAGAAGGCCAGCAAUCGUAGUGCAGACUGCGUCUUCAUCGAGAAGGUUCUGGAAAACAACUACACAGCGCUAAUGUCAGCGCGCUACACUGGGUGGUACGUGGGCUUUACCAAAAGAGGGCGCCCUCGCCGUGGUCCGCACACGCUUCCCAACCAGCAGGACGUCCACUUCAUGAAGCGCUUCCCACCCGGAGAGCAGCCGGAUUUAAUGCCGUUCCGCUUCACCACCGUCAGCAAGAGGAGCAAGAGAGUCCGUGCGGCGCGACCACGCUAAUGCUGACACCAGUGUCCCACUGCUAACGUUUACAUGAGGACGAGAAAUAAACAAAAAGACAGUCCCAGUGAAAAUGACACUGCUAAUGCGAAGCAGGACCGUCUUGUCUUAUUUGAACAGACGAUGCGAUAGCAUCACUUUAUAUUCCACUGGGUUGGACCUCUACAACCCUAAUAAUAAAGACUAGCUAAUUUACACCAGAGCUGUGGUUAAGACAGCUUACUUCAGACAUGGAGAUGACUAACCAAAGCAAACACAAGCAGACGUCUGGCCCAGCGGACGGGUGGAGGAAGCGUUAGGCUGCGCAUCCAACAAGCGGCCCACAAUGAAGACACGAAACAAAACACAAGCGAAUUGGCCUGUAGACGCCGAUUGUGUGGCAAUUUUCCUAAGACAAGACUUGGACGUGAUCCCGCCAAAGGGAGAGCAGCAGAAAUCCCUGAACCUGCGGAAGAAAUAAAGACAGAAAUGGACACUAAUUGGAAACUGAGUCAGAAAGGCUACUGUUAUAUGGGAGCACCUUGGGUAAGACCUGCCUUAAAGGACAUGCUGAGACAAAAUUGAAAAAUCGGGCAUCGUUUGCUCACCUCAUGUUGCUCCCAAUGCAUGUGCGAUUAUUUUUCACUGCAGUGCAAGAUAAUUGCACGUCUGUUUUUCACACUACAGUACAUAGUUACAUCCGUCAAGCUCUCGAAAGGUCAAAAAACACCAUAAAAGGUUCAUACGACACAUCCAUUAUAUUCCAGGUCAU